UCUAUUCUUGUCUCCAGGGAGACUCGUGGCCUAAGUAACUGCCCUUUCAGGAAAGUCCCAAGUCUGGGUCCAUCGUUCUAGUUCCUGAGCCUGAUUCUCAGUCCCCUGAAGCCAUCUCCCUUGAUAUUCCUGCAGAAAAUGGGCGUGAAGCUGACCCACCACAACAAGGAAACAGUACGGCACAGUGACGUGCUCUUCUUGGCUGUUAAACCUCACAUCAUUCCAUUCAUCCUGGACGAGAUUGGGUCUGACAUCAAGGAGAGGCACAUCAUCGUCUCCUGUGCCGCUGGUGUUACCAUCAGCUCCAUUGAGAAGAAACUGACAGCAUUCCAGCCAGCCCCCAAGGUCAUCCGCUGCAUGACCAACACCCCGGUGGUGGUCCGGGAAGGAGCUACUGUGUACGCCACAGGGACCCACGCCCUGGUGGAGGAUGGGAGGCUCCUGGAACAGCUCAUGAGCAGCGUGGGCUUCUGCACGGAAGUGGAGGAGGACCUGAUAGAUGCUGUCACGGGACUCAGCGGCAGUGGCCCUGCCUAUGCAUUUAUGGCUUUGGACGCACUGGCAGAUGGUGGAGUGAAGAUGGGCCUCCCAAGGAGAUUGGCACUCCGCCUGGGGGCACAGGCCUUGCUGGGAGCCGCUAAGAUGCUCCUGGACUCAGAGCAGCAUCCAGGACAGCUCAAGGACAAUGUUUGCUCCCCUGGGGGAGCCACCAUUCAUGCUUUGCACUUCUUAGAAAGUGGUGGUUUUCGAUCCUUACUCAUCAAUGCUGUGGAGGCCUCCUGCAUCAGGACCAGGGCACUGCAGUCCAUGGCUGACCAAGAGAAGAUCUCCCCAGCUGCCAUCAAGAAAACCCUCCUAGACAAGGUGAAGCUGGAGUCACCUACUGUAUCUACACAUUUAUUUAACAACAGAGUCAAGCCAAUUAAUCAUACUCAGACCCCUGGGGUCAAGAAGGACUGAGAUGGAUUUACCUCCUAUUGAUCAAGCCUUCACUUUAUCUCCUUUCUACCCUUCAGGUCCUUCUUUUCCCUGAGCUCUGAUCCUAAAUCUUCAGGGAGAGGGGAGCCUCAGUGACAGUCAUUUCCUCAGGAAUGAAACUACUUUAAAUCUGUUUACAUCAGUGUGGAAAAGUGGGCCUAGAGGCAUUGAAUUACUACAUUUAACUAGAUUUCUCUCUUAGGAACAGAAGACAGAAGAGCCAGAAGCAGCUUUUAGGGAGCAGUGGCAGGGAAGAAACUGUUGUUCUGUUCUUUUCUCUUGUCUUCUCCCACUGUUAGUUUCUUUCUCAUUCAGCUGAGACACAAGUCAUAGAUCCAGGUGUUAGUAAUAUGUGGGGACUUGAGCUUCAGGAAGGUGCUAUCAGGGGCAGUUUUGAAUCUCACAAGAUAAGGAAAAGAACAAGGGUGCCUCUGAUGCUAUGAAGUGGAAAGGUAGAACUAGUAAUCACUUGAAUUUGAAUAAGAAAGUAUCAAAUUGUACUUGUAGGAUUUGAAAAAAAUUGUGCUUUAUAGGUAUCAUCUUUUAAAAUACUUUUAAUAGUAUUUGGUUGUAACAUGGGGCUAUUGUUCAUUUUGUUUCAAUAAAAUUAUAUUCUUUAUUUUUAA
Gracilinanus agilis (Agile Gracile Mouse Opossum) is the source of this 1604-nucleotide messenger RNA. RefSeq names its product pyrroline-5-carboxylate reductase 2 (gene PYCR2). The record is from RefSeq and is a predicted model, not a curated record. Gene Ontology annotation, molecular function: pyrroline-5-carboxylate reductase activity. Gene Ontology annotation, biological process: L-proline biosynthetic process. The transcript has 5 exons. Lineage: Eukaryota; Metazoa; Chordata; Mammalia; Didelphimorphia; Didelphidae. Bases 139 to 960 code for a protein of 273 amino acids.